GAUUAAAACGGGAGUCACUCGGGAACAGAAGCGAGUUUAUUUCGUCAACGUUCAGCGCUUAUUCCGGACAGAACCAGAGAAUUUUACCUCAGAAACAGUUAAUCUAUAAACGAACCAGAAGAUUACGAUUUUAGUUUCGCGAGGAAUUGAGUUUGAACCGAGAUAUUCGACCUUAUUUUGUAGAUAAAGAGACCGAUUGUUUCAGCACAACCAACCCCAGUUUUUGCAUUUCGUGCUCGGAUUUUUCUCUCAGGUCUCAGCCCUUAUUUAGAUGGCAAGCUUCCCAGACUCUGUAAACGAAAAUGAUUUAGGUAAGGCUAAGUUCAUCGGUGAACUGCUGGUGCCGGUCGCGCCCUUUGACCAGAAGUCUGGGCGCGAGGCGUGGACCGUGGCCUUCGCUCCUAAUGGUUCCUACUUCGCUUGGUCUCAGGGGCAUCGAAUCGUCAAGCUUGUGCCGUGGACAAAAUGCCUGAAAGACUUUGCUUUGGGUCAGAGCGGAGAGUGCACAGACGCCGGUCCCAGGCGGCUCUCCAGACAGAACAGCAAUGAGGCUCUGAUCCCCCUGAGCGAACCCCGAGAACGCACCAUCGACUGCGGGGACAUCGUGUGGGGUCUGGCCUUCGGGUCGUCAGUGCCGGAGAAGCAGAGCCGCUGCGUGAACAUCGAAUGGCACCGCUUCAAGUUCGGACAGGACCAGCUGCUCCUCGCCACCGGCCUCAACAACGGACGCAUCAAGAUAUGGGACGUCUACACAGGAAAGCUGUUGCUGAACCUGAUGGAUCACACUGAUGUGGUCCGUGACUUAACCUUUGCCCCCGACGGGAGCCUCAUGUUGGUGUCUGCGUCUCGGGACAAGACCCUCAGAGUCUGGGACCUCAAGGACGACGGUAACAUGGUAAAAGUGUUGCGUGGUCACCAGAACUGGGUCUACUGUAGCGCCUUCUCUCCAGACUCCUCCAUCCUCUGCUCGGUGGGCGCCGGCAAAGCAGUGUUCCUAUGGAACAUGGACAAAUACACUCUGAUCCGGAAGCUCGAGGGACACCACAAUGACGUGGUGUCAUGUGAGUUCUCACCAGACGGGGCGCUGUUGGCCACCGCCUCCUACGACACCCGCGUCAUCGUGUGGGACCACCACAAAGGCACCAUCCUGCUCGAGCUCGGACACCUGUUCCCUCCUCCGUCUCCCAUUUUCGCGGGAGGUUCAAACGAUCGUUGGGUUCGCUCCGUGAGCUUCUGUCCCGACGGUCGGCACAUCGCCAGCGUCACUGAUGACAGGUUGGUGCGUUUUUGGAGCAUCGAGCAGCGCGCCCCUCAGGCCAUUGCGUCUCUGUCCAACGGCCUGUGCUGUGCCUUCUCUCCUGAAGGGGGCGUCCUGGCUGCCGGGACUCGCGACGGCGGCGUUCACUUCUGGGAGGCGCCGCGCUCCGUGUCCAGUCUGCAGCAUCUGUGCCGACUGACCCUACGGCGGCUGAUGACUACACAACAGGUGGAAUCGCUCGCCAUCCCCACCCCCCUGCGCGACUAUCUCACCUACAAAGUAAUCUGAAGACCACCGCUCACCCCAGUAUACGACAAACUGAACUCUCUGUCUCUACUUGUUUGUAUUUAUUUUUCCGCACGCGUCAACUGGAGCCGACACAAUCCAAAACUCUUAAGGUCAAUGUUUUCAUGGAUUUAUCUUUUCCUCCUCUGACUUGAAAAGGCUGUUGCACUUACUGUAUAUUAUAAUAUUGGGGCGUAAGUGGAGCUUGGGCCAAAGGGAAACUGCAGGGUUUAAUAUUCAGACACUGGUUUGAAGGGUCUGUAGUUGUUGGGGCCGAAUAGAAUGGAGCAGGAAUAUUUGAAAGGCCAAUUUUCUUUUAUUUUCUUUUAUUAUUUUUUUUAUUUUUAUUUUUUAGAUUAUUUUUUAUACACAUUUUUUUCUUUUUUUUAAGAUUUAUCAUUUUUUUAUUAUUUUUUUCUGUCUUUUUUUCAGAUUUUUAUUAUUACUUUUUUCUUCUUUUUCUUUUUUUUUUUUUUUCUUUUGGGGGGAUACAAUAGAUCGCCGCAUACUGCCUCACUAGUUCUCAAAAGCAAAAUGUAGAAAUAUUUUUGUUGUUUUUUUUUUGCUCACCUUAAUUUGCCUUGAAUUAUUUCUUCUUUCUGAUGGAAAUUCAGCUGGAAAUUACAGCUUUUCUAAUGCAGUGGUCGAGUCAUGACAACGGAGACAUGUACACUUUAUAGUAGCAAUCAAUGAGCUAACAAUUUCAUAUUAAUGCCGCGCUAUGUAACUUUUCUGGCGCUUAUCUCUGUGGAGAUGUUAUUCCUCUGCAUGGGACGUUCCACAGUAUAGCAUUAAACUUAAUUAUCUUAUCGUGUUGCCUUGUCACCCAUAAUGCAAGGCAAGUUUAUUUGACUUUGUGGACCAAACAAAUCAAAACUGAAAUAAUCCAUGACUAAAAAAAGAGAAGUUUAGAAUUUCACCUGAAUCUCUGGAACUUUCCAGACAAGCAAUAACGUAUCCGUGGAAACCAGCAGCAGAAAAGGUACUCAGCGCACUUUUUUAAAUACUUGUAGAUUGAUAGAAUAUAGUCCCAAGUUAGAAAUGUUUGUGAUGACAAUAAUGAGAUAUAUCUUGUGCAAAACACUAAAGCUAUAGCAAUUUUUUCGUACGUUCUUGCAAGACGAACGCGGACUUGUAUUUAAAAUACCAUUUUGUGCUCAACAUUUUAAUUGCAAACUUAAAAACACAAGCUUUUCUUCCAUAAAUAUAUCAACUUUCAAUCGAUGUUACUAUCCUGAAAGGUAUUCCGUCACCUAUUGGCUCCUGGCAUCGAUCAGAACUUCAAAUUUCAAUGUUUCUUUGACUUAAAAGUGCACUGCGUCACUUUUCUAACAGAGAUUCUGCCACCUGCUCGUCUCCGUGGAGAUUUUACCGCUUUGGGAAUGUUCCACCAUAUUGCAUUAAACUUAUUUACAUCCGUAGAGACAAGCGAGAGACACGUCCAGGGCAAGUUACAGGUCGGAUCUGUGAAGAGGUUGCCCUGAUCACAAUAAUGACUUGUUAAAUUGUAGCUGAUUUUAUGGCUCAAAAUUACUUGGAAUUGGAAAAAGUAAAACACAUUUACAAGAAAGGUGGGUUUAAUGCAGUUCUGUGGAACAUUCCGGGCAAAGCAAGUACGCAGGGUGUGGCAGACCCUUCACCAGAAAAGUUGCUUAGUGGACCUUUAUAUAAAUGUUAAAUAUAAAAAAAAAACACUUGACAACUUAUUAGUGCCUUACGUCUAUUUUUUUUAUUUAUCGAAAAUUGAAACCCAUUUGCAUUUGUCAACGUCCUGCCUCCAUUUUUAGAUAGAAAGAAGCAUGUUCUCACUCGCCAGUGUUUUUGACCAAUUUACAUUUUGUACAUAAGAAUCUUCCAAACUGUUCACUUUCUUUCCUCAUUUUAUUUUCUUUUUUUAAAUCUUUUGUUCACCUUGUCAAUGUGAAAUAUCUAAAGACCGCACUGUUUUUGUCAAAAGCUGGCAUCCAAUCAACUCCCAUGGAAAACGAAUGGAAAACUUGCCUUUUGUGUGACGUAUGUAAAUGUAUGAAUGAAUGAAUGUUAUUUCAAUGGGAGAUGUGAAUAUACUGGCAAUAACUCAAUGCUAUAAGCCAAAGUUUGUACAAAAGUGGUCAGGUUUUUUUCUAUGUUUCAGUGUUUUUUUUUGUUUCUCAAAAGUUGGAUAAAAGUUGGUGUAGAUUUUUUUUCAAAAUAAACUUUUAUUUUGAAAGGGCACACCCGUCCAGCUUGGGUUAAAUGCAGUACAGAGCGGUGAAUAUUAUUAGACAUGUUAUAUAAAUAUAUGAAUGUAAAAAAUCUGAAAUUGUAAAGUUUUUGUGUUUUUUGUUUGAAUAAAGAGGUUUUUUUUGAGAAAAU
Molecule: messenger RNA, 3898 nt
Organism: Periophthalmus magnuspinnatus
Lineage: Eukaryota; Metazoa; Chordata; Actinopteri; Gobiiformes; Gobiidae
Gene: wsb1
Product: WD repeat and SOCS box containing 1
Exons: 9
Coding region: 272-1546 (424 amino acids)
Biological process (GO): intracellular signal transduction
Molecular function (GO): protein binding
Source: RefSeq, a predicted model, not a curated record